This is a messenger RNA of Microthlaspi erraticum, 1986 nucleotides long. The record is from the annotation of a GenBank genome assembly. Lineage: Eukaryota; Viridiplantae; Streptophyta; Magnoliopsida; Brassicales; Brassicaceae.
AUGUUUCUACGGUUGUUUCUCCUCUUAACCCUAGUCUCUCUCUCACACUCUUCCACCGUUUCUUGUCCUAACGGCACAGACUUCCACCAAUUAGCCAAAGUUUUCCGUUACGUCUCCGGUUUCAACUCCUCCUGGUUCUCUAACUGCUCCGCCGUCGUCACUCACGUCGUUCUUCCGUCAAAAAACCUAAACGGCACUCUUUCAUGGAACCCGUUGCGGAAUCUCACGCGCUUACGUGUCCUCGAUCUCUCCAACAACUCUCUCGACGGUUCCAUCCCCACUUGGCUCUGGUCUAAACCCGGUCUUGUCUCCGUUAAUCUUUCCCGGAACCGGUUUGGUGGCUCUAUACGAGUAAUUCCAGUUAAUGGUUCGAUUUCUUCGGUUAAGGAGCUGAAUCUCUCGUUCAAUCGGUUUACAAACGCGGUUAACUUAACCGGAUUCGUUAACCUCACAGCUCUCGAUCUCUCUCGUAACCAUCUCGGUGUUUUGCCUAUUGGUUUGGGAUCUCUCUCCGGUUUACACCAUCUCGAUAUCUCGAGAUGUAAAAUCAAUGGCAGUGUUAAAUCGAUUUCCGGUUUAAAGUCGUUGAGUUACUUGGAUUUAUCGGAAAACUCGUUGAACGGUUCGUUCCCGGUCGAUUUUCCGAAUCUCAACCAUCUCCGGUUUUUGAAUUUAUCAAGAAACCGUUUUUCCGGUUCGGUUGGAUACGACAAAUACCGGAAAUUCGGAAAAUCGGCGUUUUUACACGGCGGCGAUUUCGUCUUCAACGAUUCUAAAAUCCCUACUCGCCACCAUCUCCAACCUCUCCCUCACCGGAAUCUGCCGCCACGUAAUCGAAUCGUCAAAACGCAUCGUCGUAAGCACACGCCUCUGGUGAUUGCCUUGUCGUCUUCGUUAGGAGCUUUGGUUAUUCUAGUCUUCGUCGUGGCUGUGAUUCUAAUCCGUCGUAGAUUGAAAUCGGCGAGGAUGAAAUCGAGAUGGGCGAUUUCGAGUCCUGCACCGUUGGAUUUCAAGAUGGAAAAAUCUGGACCGUUCGCCUUCGGAACGGAGUCUGGUUCGUCGUGGGUCGCGGACAUAAAAGAGCCGACGGCGGCUCCGGUUGUGAUGGCGUCUAAGCCGUUGAUGAAUCUGACGUUCAAGGAUCUCAUUGUUGCCACGUCACACUUCGGAACGGAGUCCGUUAUAUCUGACGGCACGUGUGGUCCACUUUACCGUGCCGUUCUACCAGGUGAUCUCCACGUGGCAAUCAAAGUGCUUGAAAGGAUCAGAGACGUCGACGAAAACGACGCCGUUACGGCGUUUGAAGCUCUCACUCGGCUUAAACAUCCAAACCUUUUGACUCUCUCCGGUUACUGCAUCGCAGGAAAAGAGAAGCUUGUAUUAUAUGAAUUCAUGGCUAACGGAGACCUUCACCGAUGGCUUCACGAGCUCCCGGCGGGAGAAACCAACGUAGAAGAUUGGAGUGCUGAUACAUGGGAGAGUCACGUCGGCGAUUCGUCACCGGAAAAAACAAACUGGCUAAUACGUCACCGUAUCGCCAUCGGAGUUGCACGUGGUUUAGCCUAUCUACAUCAUGUUGGUACCACUCAUGGGCACUUAGUCGCUACCAACAUCCUCCUAACCGAAACCCUAGAGCCGCGAAUCUCGGACUUCGGUAUCAACAACAUAGCAAAAACCGGCGAUGAUGAUACUAGUAACAACAAUGUAGAAUACGAUGUGUAUUGUUUCGGGGUGAUUUUGUUUGAGCUAUUAACCGGUAAGCAAGGGAAUGAUGAGAAUGUGAAAUCGGUUCGACGGUUGGUUAAGGAGAGGAGAGGAGAGGAAGCUCUUGAUUCGAGGUUGCGGUUAGCGGUUGAAGAAUCGGUUAGUGAGAUGGUUGAGAGUCUUAGAAUUGGUUAUUUUUGCACGGCGGAGACGCCGGGAAAACGACCAACGAUGCAACAAGUCUUGGGUCUUCUUAAAGAUAUUCGUACGGUUUCUCGUUGA